UGUUUGUCAGACUGUUUCACCCCGAGGCGACGCAGUCUUACAAUAGAACGUGACAGUGAUGCCGUUUGCACUCAUGUUGCCGGUAACGUUAGACCACCAAUGAUCCAGCGUAGUGCUGGACUAUAUAAUAUGAAAUGGAAGUGAAGAAGUUACGCAUUUUACUGCUGAUAUUAAUAGGUUUUACUUGCUUGGGUAUCAUUAGGUUAACGACUCUAUAUGAAGAAUUAGUUCCAUCCAAGUUAUACAAAUUGGGAACGCAAACUUCCGCGUAUGGAUCGGUGACAAGUGCUGGCGAAAUACCAGUCGAAUACUUCAGACUGGAGCCACAACACCGUAUUGAAUGGCAUCAGGUUCUCAAGUUUAACUUUUCUGUAGAACCCGAUACAAAUCGUCGAAGAAUUCCAACACGAUUUUGGAUAAAUUCUCUUCAAGAAGUCAACCACGAUCUUGACUUUGUUUUAACUCCAAGAGCAACAAAAUGCCGCCCAGAUACUCAGGUUCUCAUUUUGGUAAAGAGUGCAGUGAUGCAUAUCGAACAAAGAAAAGUAAUUCGUAAAACCUGGGGUAGCGUCAAGAACGUGGAUAAAUAUGAGAUUCGCAUUUUAUAUUUGCUCGGAAAGAUGCGGGAUAAUUCACAAACCUUAGAAAGCCCUCUUCUAACAAAUGAGGCAGAAGAAUACGAUGAUAUUGUGAUGGGAAAUUUUAUCGAUGCAUACACAAACGUUACCAAGAAAUCUUUACUAGGAUUAAAAUUUUUUUAUGAAUUCUGCAGAGGAGUUGAGUUUGUAAUGAGCGCAGACGAUGAUAUUUUUCUGAACACUACUGAGAUGAUAACUCAGCAUUUUUCAAAGCUCACUCAUCCAGCAUCACAAAUUCUGCAAUGUGGACUCCGCACAGUGAAAUAUGCUAAGGUGAAGCGAAACGGCAAGUGGUCCAUAGAAUACGAAAAAUACAAUCGACCAUUCUACCCUCCAUACUGUCUUGGACCAUGUUUUUUAAUGUCAGUAGAUGUCGCCUUGGCAACUUAUGAAGCAUCUUUUCAAACCCCUACUGAUAUAUCAAUAGACGAUGCGAUGAUUACUGGUAUACUCAGAGAAAAGAUUGGAAUCCAAUUGUCUAGCAUGCGUAAAGGUGUUUGCGUUCACCUUUCAAAUUCUGAUCACGUGAUUGAUAAACUUCUCAAAGCGUGGAAUGGAACGUUCUGAAUUCAUUUGCAUCAGUCGAUACCGGAAUUCUAACCAGCUGUCUAUACUGCUGCACAAUAUCCUUAUGAUGAUUUGACCCUUCAAGUGACAUUUGGGACUCUGUAUCCAUUUUUCGAAUUACAACAGUUCGAAUAUUGCCCGAAUAUGUUAUCGCACUGUGAGAUUUUUUGUCAAAUAAAAAAUAUAUUUGUAUACUGUAGCACAAGGCUGCCCAACCCGCUGGACUGUAAUUUGCGGCCCGUAAGUGAGUUUGUAAAUAAAUAAAUGUAAAUAAAGUUUGUAAGCAGAUUUUUUAUUUUUAUUCUAUGUUAUAUAUCAAUAUAUAGGCUUAAGUAUGUUUCUGAUUUUGAUGUGAUUAUUUCUGCCAUCGAUCUACAUUCAAAUGCCGGUUCUUAUCAUUACGUAUGUGUCAAGUCUUGUACCCUGGUGGACAUCGACGUCAGUUUUUUAUUUCUCGCCGAACUGAGCGUUCUGUUCGAGGAACUCGAAAUAUAUUGUGCGAUCAUUGAGAACGAACGCUGAGCGCAAUUAUAGGAAUGAAUUUGGAUCCUGAAUUUGAAAAUUAAUUUCAAUCUGAUUGUUUUUUACGUGUCUGCUUCGAUCGUCUUUAUUGCCUAACGUUAAAUAAAAAGUCAACAAUAUCUUUGGUACUUACUGGUCCAGGGACUCGUUGUCCUUUAUGUUUGUAUUUUUUUAUUUAAUGUUUGGGUUAAAUAAGAUUUCGGAAAUCGCCACUGUCUAUCCGUCAAUAUUUCUAAUGAAAUGACUUAAUGAAAACUUAAUGCACGGCAUAUUUGUUACAAAUCAGUAUAUAUAGACUAUUAGUCCAGAAACCUUUGUAAUGUUACUUCAUUAAAUACUUGUAUUGGUGUUUUAAAUUGCACGAAACUGCCCACUUAAACUUGAUAUUCCCGCGACAUUGGCGCACAUUAUGCUCAUUUGAACAUUGAGGCAGUAUCAUAGCUAUACUUAAAAAAAAAAGAAUACUCGAAUAUAACACUCAAUUUCCACGUGAUGUGUGUGUUCUCGUGUGGUCGUCAAAAAACCGCAAGUGUCAAGUCCACGCCCCGUGUUACCAGAUAUUCGAAUAGUAACCUGCUCUUCUAUUAUUCGAAUAACUUGCCUGCCCUACUCAGUAACCAGAAAGCAAUUAUUAAAUUGAUUGAUUUUAUGUUAAUAAAUUUGGCUUUUAUGUA
Molecule: messenger RNA, 2401 nt
Organism: Styela clava
Lineage: Eukaryota; Metazoa; Chordata; Ascidiacea; Stolidobranchia; Styelidae
Product: beta-1,3-galactosyltransferase 5-like
Biological process (GO): protein O-linked glycosylation
Cellular component (GO): Golgi membrane
Molecular function (GO): N-acetyl-beta-D-glucosaminide beta-(1,3)-galactosyltransferase activity
Source: RefSeq, a predicted model, not a curated record